UUUAUUUAUUUUCAGAUUCACAAAGAUUCUGAAUCAUACAAGGACGAAUUUCUAGGAGAAUAUAAUUUUUACAUUAAAACAAUACAAUUAUUAAAAUUAGAACCAAUUUUAAAUCAUGCAGAUUUGCAAUCAUUUCUUGAGCUUAUCAAUUUUUUGGCUUCAACUAGUAGCUAUUAUCCAAGUAAGUGCUAUUUUUAUAUGAGAAAUUUAAAAUAUGGAAAAGGACUUUGUAUUCGGUUAGCAUUUUGUAAAGCUCUUGUUGCGUUAAGAAAUCGCAAGACUGUUGACCCGUUAAUUGUUGUCGAUCUUUUCUUUACGCUUGUUCCAUUAGAAGAUAAAAAUUUGAGGUUUAUUCUUCAUCUAAAAUCUGUACUUGUAUCACAAAAUCAUGAUAGAAAGACUUUAUUUAAACUUCAAACUUUCUUGUUCACAAAACUGAAGGAUUCACGAUCUAUCGUGGUGCGCACAGCUGAAUUGUUAAUUUGUUUUCAGAUUUUGAUUAAUGGAUUUCGUAAAGGUUUCUUAAGAGAUGCAAAAACAGCUAACGUUUUGGCAGAGUGCUGUUUUCAUAAAACAUCGCGUAUCCAGGUUGCAGCUAUGAGGUUUUGCCUUGGGUCAUUGGAUGAUGAAUCUGAUGAUGAUGAUGAUGAAAGUGAAAAUGAAGAUGGAAGUAAUCAAAAAACUCUGAAAGAGAUUGUUUCGGCAUACAAAGCUUCGAAAAAAACUCGUAAAAAAAAAGAAAAAUUCGAUAGAGCAAAGAAGCUGCUAAGCAAAGAAAAUAAAUCCAAAAAACAAAACGCAAGGAAAGAAUGCAAUUUAUUAGCUAUUCAGUAUAUUUACGAUCCUCAGAGUUUUGUAGAUAAGUUGUUCAGUGCAUUAGAAGGCAAGAAAAAUGAAAAAUUUGAAACUCGUCUUUUAUGCAUGGCAUUAUGUGCUCGAAUGAUUGGUAUUCAUAAGUUGCAAACAUUGUCGUUUUAUUCAUAUAUGCACCGGUAUCUGCAACCAAAGCAAAGAGAAAUAACAAGAAUUUUACUAUAUGUAGCACAAGCAUGUCAUGAACUGGUACCACCAGAUAUUGUCGAACAACUAGUGUAUGUCAUCGCACAGAAUUUCGUCUCUGAUCGCAAUACGUCUGAAGCAAUCACAGUUGGAUUGAAUGCGAUCCGUGAAAUAUUUGCGAGUUGCCCAUUUGCUGCAACUGAAGAUUUGCUUAGAGAUUUGACUGAUUACAAACGUUUCAAAAACAAGAAUGUUUCCAUGGCAGCCCGUGGUAUCAUAACUUUAUUUCGCAAUGUCAAUCCGAAACUUUUGCACAGGAAAGAUCGUGGCAGACCAACUCAGGCUUCAAAAGAUUUGAAAUUCGUAGAAGGGGCAGAAUGUUUACCCAUUGAAGUCGAUUCUUCUGAAAAUGCUUUGGUAUCCAAAGUUCUUAUAAGCAACUUUGUUGAGGUAAUCGAAAAAGCAAAACAAGUAUGUGAGACCCGGGUCUUAACUCAAGAAGAUUUUCGUAAAAUAAACGCUUAUCGUCUGAAAAAAGCUGUAGAAUAUAAAGGAAAGCGGAAAAAUGAUGAUGUUAAACUGGAAGAAGAAUUACACAACGAAGAAAACGGUCUAGCACGGCUUAAAGACAUUGAAAGGUUCCAUAAAAAACUAAGAAGGGAAACGAAAGAAGAGCGAAUGGGAGCAGUAAAAAAAGGACGAGAAGGACGAGACGUGUUUGGAAAGCCUAAAAAAACGGGUGCACAUGUCGGACGAACAAAUAGAGAACUGACGAAGAAAAAAAAUUUCCAAAUGGUACGUCAUAAACUGAGAGGGAAAAAUCGCCAGAGAAGUUUCAAAGAACGCCAAGAAAGCUUAAGAAAAUAUCUUCUGCGUCAAGCUGGUCGAAAAGUUUGA
This is a messenger RNA of Thelazia callipaeda (thelaziosis nematode), 1896 nucleotides long. NCBI's taxonomy places the organism in Eukaryota, Metazoa, Nematoda, Chromadorea, Rhabditida, Thelaziidae. The record is from the annotation of a GenBank genome assembly.